AUGGCACCAUAUCUCCAAGACGAUAGCUUCUCUAGCAGCAGUGAGGCCUCGACUCCUCCGCUAUUGGCAAGAGUCGACCGUGACAAUGCUCCCCAGCCGGAGCCUAUUGCUAUUGUUGGCAUGGGCUGCCGUCUUCCCGGUGGCAUCAAGAACCCGGACGACCUAUGGAAACUUCUCAUCGAGCAGCAAUCUGGACAGUGCGAUGUCCCUUCAUCACGCUGGAAUAUCGAGGGCUUCUACCAUCCCAACGGCCAGCGCCCUGGUAGCAUGAAUACCAAGGGUGGCUACUUCAUCCAGGACGACAUCCGGCAGUUCGACAACAGCUUCUUCGGGAUCAACAAUCUGGAAGCAACCUACAUGGAUCCGCAGCAGCGGAAGCUAUUGGAGGUCUGCUACGAGUGCUUUGAGAGUGCCGGUGCUACACUGGAGGACAUCGACGGGGCCAAUGUUGGAUGCUAUGUUGGCAAUUUCACCAUCGACUACAUCACCAUGCAGGCCAAGGAUGCGGAGUAUUUCCACCGCUACCAUGCGACGGGCAUGGGGACGACGAUUCUUUCCAAUAGAAUCAGUCAUGUAUUUAACCUGACGGGUCCAAGUGUGGUUCUAGAUACUGCCUGCUCGUCAUCCCUAUACGCAAUCCACAUGGCGUGCGCAGCUAUCGACGCCGGCGAAUGCGACGCCGCAAUCGCAGCCGGGGCAAAUCUGAUUCAAUCCCCAGAGCAGCAUCUAGGGACCAUGAAGGCGGGUGUUCUUUCUGGCACAUCAACCUGCCACACCUUCGACACCUCAGCGGAUGGAUACGGCCGCGCUGACGGAAUCGGCGCGCUGUAUUUAAAGAAGCUGAGCAAGGCGCUCGAAGACAACGAUCCGAUCCGGGGAGUCAUUCGUGGCUCAGCGGUGAAUGCUAAUGGGAGGACCAACGGGAUCACACUCCCGAGUUCAGAUGGACAGGAGGCAGUUAUUAGAAAAGCGUAUGCGAAGGCUGGACUGGAGCAUAGGUUCCAUGAAACGAACUACGUGGAAUGCCACGGCACCGGGACUGCGGUGGGAGACCCUAUUGAGCUAGAGGCUGUGUCUCGCGUCUUUAAGAAGCGCCCUGUGCAUAGUCCGUUAUACGUUGGUUCUGUGAAGACAAAUCUGGGACACUCGGAAGCAGCGUCAGGCUUUUCGAGCGUCUUCAAGGUGCUGAUGGCCAUGGAAAAGGGUACCAUUCCGCCCACGAUUGGGGUGCAGAAGCUGAACCCGAAGAUCAAAACGGAUGACUGGCGAGUGAAGAUUGUUACUAACUCGAUGGACUGGCCGAUUACAGGGCCUAAUCUGCUGGUCCCGAGGCCGGUUGUUCGUGCUGGUGUGAAUUCCUUUGGGUAUGGAGGCGCAAACAGCCACCUCAUUCUGGAGUCUGUCGACAGUUUUGCUCCUGAACGGUUAGGGCUUUCUUCGAUGGCGCUGUCGGAGAUGAAGUCCACCUUCAUCCUUCCGGUUUCUGCAAACUCGUGGAGCUCGCUCGAGGGCCAAAUACGCAGCUUGUCGUUGCUUGAUGCUGAACAUGUUAAUGCUGUCGAUCUAGCGUACACCCUGGGCACGCGCCGGUCAAAGCUUCCUUGCAGGGGUUACGCCCUUAUAGGGCAGGCUGGUUUGAGUACCAUGAGCCUGGAGGAUUUCACCACUGGCGAACAAAAGCCGUCCACCAAGCUGCCGUUUGCCUUUGUAUUCACAGGACAGGGCGCUCAAUGGGCCCAAAUGGGCAAGGAGCUUAUCCAGGAAAUUCCGUCCUUCCGAAAAAGUCUCGUUGAGCUGGAUAACGUCCUGCAGAAGCUUCCUCAUGCUCCGUCAUGGUCUCUACGACAGGCCCUGUUAGACCCCAAGGAGACGUCCCAGAUCAACCACGUCACUCGGUCCCAGCCAUUGUGUACUGCAAUCCAGAUUGCCUUUGUCGACCUGCUUCGAAAAUGGGGCAUUGAGGCUGAAGGAGUCAUUGGACAUUCGUCUGGUGAGAUUGCCGCUGCAUAUGCCGCUGGAGUCUUGACGGCAGCCGAGGCGAUCAUCGUUGCGUACUACCGGGGCUAUGUCGUUGGCCAUAGUUCAGCUCUGGCUCAUCGGAAAGGAGGAAUGGUUGCGGCAGGUGUAGAUAGAGACACCGCGGACAGAGGUAUUGAAGCCCUUGGUCUUACGGAGUCUAUUAGGGUUGCCUGCGUCAACUCCCCCGAGAAUGUGACCAUCAGCGGCGAUAUCGAGGGAAUCGAUAAGAUCCUCGCCUACCUACAGAGCAAAGGGGUGUUUGCACGGAAGCUGAACACAAACGACCGUGCGUACCACUCCCACCAUAUGGCCUUGAUUGGGGAGGACUAUGAGGAGCUCCUGCGCGACAACCUGCCUACGCACUAUCUCCAGAAAUACCGGAAGACUCGAUGGAUUUCAUCUGUCACUGGCCAGGCCGUCACUGGAAAGGUCCAGCCGUCAUACUGGAGAACUAAUCUGGAAUCGCCCGUGCUAUUCAGCGAAGCAGUGGAAGGUCUCAUGCAUGGAUCCAAGUACCACUUGAUUGAACUCGGACCACACUCGGCUCUAGAGCUCCCAAUCAAGCAGACAAUGUCAACUCGAGGCAUUAAACCGGGGUCUUUUAACUACUCCGCCGCCCUCACCAGAAACAAAAACGGCCUUACGUGCUUGCUGAACCUAGUUGGAGACCUCUUCCUCCACGGCCACUCCAUUGACUUCGCCCAAGUCAACUACGUCGAAAGCCCAAUCACUGCCUUGGCUGUCCAUGAUUCGAAAUACCCAUCUCACCAGCAAGGAAACGUCAUUCCAAACCUCCCUCCCUACGCAUGGAGCUACGACACACUCCUAUGGAGCGAGUGCCGCGCAAGCACCGAGUUCCGGCAGCGCAAGCAUCCCCACCACGAUCUGCUCGGGUCGCAGAGACCAGGUGGCGACGGGGUCCAGACGAUCUGGAGGAACUUCCUGAAGGUCGAAGACGUACCGUGGCUAGUUGAUCACAAGCUCAAUGAAACUGUUGUCUUCCCAGGCGCCGGAUAUAUCGCUAUGGGCAUUGAAGCGAUCUGCCAAGUCAGUGGUCGGAAUGUCUCUGAUGCAGCACUGGGAGUUGGACUUAGGCAGUUCCGGAUCCUUAAGGCUUUGGUCCUAUCUACCGACUCGAAUGCUGCCGGCGUGGAGAUCUUCACUACCCUCAAGCGUAUGGCGUUAUCGGCGGCGACGAGUUCGAAGACGUGGUGGGAGUUCGAAGUGACGAGCUACCAGGAUGGGAUGUCCACUGCCCAUGCAACCGGAAAGAUCAGGAUUACAGAGGACAAGGAAAAGGACCUGGUUAAACCGGAUAUCAUUCCGACAGAGACCAAGACCGAGUUCGAAGCCCUCGCAAUCCGCAACUGGUACGGACAGUUCACCAAGGUAGGACUAAACUACGGACCUCAAUUCGCUGCACUUGAAGAGAUCCGGACGCCGAGGGGAAAAGUCGGUCGAUACUCCCUGUCAAAGACACAGCUUCUGCAGGGGGGUGGGGCGGGCAAGGCGGCUCAGUCGAGAUAUCUGGUCCACCCCAUUACGAUUGACGUUAUGCUGCAGGCUGGGAUUAUUGCCAGCACAUCAGGAACGAUCAAGGAUCUCCGUGCUCAUGUACCGGUGUCCAUUGAAGAGGCAUCUUUUCGGGCUCCUAGCUGUGCGUCACAUGAACCGUACCAUAUUGAUGCCACGGCAAAGAAGAUAGGAUUCUCGGCCUAUAUGCUCAACGCUUGUUUAUAUGAUCGUGAUGAACGUCCAUGUGUUAGCCUGGAGAACGUGCGUGUUACCGGAUAUCAAGGAGCAGCCCAGGCGUCUGAUGAGGAGAUGCGCGAGCCCAUGCUUCGAGUACUGUGGAAGCCCGACGUAACGACCAUGACCAGUGACGGGUUAACGCAGUAUCUAUCUUCGUUUGAAAGCACUGGAGCGCAGAUGGCCGCCGUUGUCGAUAUCAUUUCCCACAAGAGCCCUAGACUCCGGAUCCUGGACAUGACAGGCAGCGAUGAGCUUACUGUGGGAUUCUUGGAUGUUCUUCACGAAGGCACAGCAUUCAAACGGUAUAGAGCGUACUUCAAAAGCCAUAUCGCGGACGAUGGCGAGUUGUUCCUCAAGGCAGUACACUCCAAACCGGCCAACGAUGGGGAUAAUUUGACCAAGUUCAACAACAAGGAUAAGUUCGACCUUGUCAUCGUUGGGAAUAACUUCUCAGAAUGGUCUCCACGGUUGACUCAGAUAUUGGAGGAAAAUGGUACCAUUUUGAGGAUCGCGUCGACUCCAUCGAACCUCUUGGAUGAAUAUACAACGCUUCGCACCGCAACUCAGACAGGGUUUAACCUGGAGAUAAUAACACCCAAUGACAAGGAAAAGCCAGAAAUCACGCAUGAUGACAUCCUGAUAGUGGAAAACGCAGAUAACAGCCCACUUGGAACUGCGCUGGCCCAGUAUCUCUCCCAUAUAUUCAACCGGCCUGUCCGACGGGCUCUCCUAGGCGAGCUCUCCGAAGGCACAAUCACACCAAAAACGCUAGUUAUCUCAGCCAUAGAGCUAAACAGACCUGUUCUCGCAUCCUUGACAGCGGAAGAGAUGGUCUCCAUAAAGCACAUCACCGACAAUGCUCUUAACCUGCUAUGGCUGACCGCAGGCGACGCCCUCAACGGCACCCGACCAGACUUCGCCUUAAUGUCUGGUCUUUCCAGAGCUUUGAUGCUGGAGCAGCCAUCCCUGCACAUUACAAUGCUAGAUCUGGAUAUUACUCUACCAACACCGCAGACUUUGAAGAGUAUUGCAGCGGUGCUGCGCCAAAGUCUCGACUCUGCGGUUCCUGACUGCGAGUAUGUCCUGAAGAAUGGUGUCCUCCAUAUUAGUCGUAUGCUGCCUGAGGAGAACAUGAACCAAACUUUCCGGGAGAAGCAGGAUGAGAUUCCCAGACUCAUUCCGUUGAAGGAUGCUUCACCAGCAAAGCUUAGCAUUGGCAGUGUUGGACAAUUUGAUACUCUUACAUUCCGACAGGAAACGACGGAUGAGUCCCCUUUGGCACCGGGGACUGUUGAGAUUGAAGUAAAAUCCGUCGGACUAAACGCAAAGGACUUCUACGCUCUCGCCGGGAAAGUCAACACGCAAGACGCCGCCUGCAAGCUCGAAUGCAGCGGCAUUGUAACCAAAGUCGCUUCUUCAGGUAUUCAGCAUCUCUCCGUCGGCGAUCGCAUCGUCGCCAUGGGCCCCGGUCAUUUCAGCACCCACGAGCGGAUCCCCGAGUGGGCGUGCCAGAAGCUACUGGACACCGAGGACUUGGAUGUCGUGGCUACUCUGCCUCUGGUAUUUUCGACGGCGAUUUAUGCUCUUCGUCACCGUGCAAAUAUCCAAAGCGGCGAGUCCGUGCUCAUCCACUCCGCCGCUGGAGGGUUGGGCAUUGCUGCUAUCCAGAUUGCGCAGUUAGCCGGCGCUGAGAUCUACGCGACUGUCAGCACGGAUGAGAAGAGGGCGUAUCUAAUCGAGACGUUCGGGGUGAAAAGGGAGCGGAUCUUCAAUUCACGCUCUUCUUCGUUUCUGGGUGAUAUACUGGCUGUUACCGGUGGGAGGGGUGUCGAUGUUGUCCUGAAUUCGCUGACGGGGGACCUGUUGCAUGAUAGCUGGCGGGCGUGUGCUCCGUGGGGACGGUUCGUUGAGGUGGGCAAGCAGGAUAUUGUCGAUGCUGGGAACCUCGAUAUGGAGGUGUUCCAGCGCAAUGUUACCUUUACUGCGUUCGAUCUCAGCGAGCUUUCUGAUGAGAUCCAGCCCCGGCUUAAUCGGGUUGCUGCGAGUCUGCUGGCAGAAACCAUGUCCCUGUACCGCGAAGGAAAGAUCAAGUCGAUCCAGCCCUUGAAGGUAUUUGACGUCUCUGAGAUAACGCAGGCCUACCGAUACUUUGGCCUGGGCAAUCGAAUGGGCAAGGUAGCUAUUUCUCUACGGAAUGGAGAGUCCCUGGUCCCGACGCUGUCUCGCAAAUACACUUCAGCGUUCAGCCCAGACAAAUCGUAUCUCAUGGUCGGCUGUCUGGGCGGACUCGGUAGAAGUAUAUCGAAGUGGAUGGCCAAGCAAGGCGCCAGGAAAUUCGUCUUCAUCGGCCGCAGUGGCACCGACAAAGAACCGGCGAGGCUCCUCGUGGAAGACCUUCAGUCGUCCGGCGCAGAAGUGGUCGUCGUCAGAGGAGAUGUAGGAGUCUACGCCGAUGUCCAGGCAGCGGUGUCUGCAACCAAAGGGCCAAUUGGGGGUAUCAUCCAAGCUGCAAUGGGACUGAACGAAGCACUAUGGACACGAAUGCCGGUGGAAUACUGGCACACGGGAAUCGAUCCAAAGCUCAUCGGGUCCUGGAACCUGUACAACGCACUGGAAGACCGGGCCGGAGAUCUCGAUUUCUUCCUAAUGACCAGUUCAGUAUCCGGCAGCGUCGGCACUGCAACAGAGGGAAACUACUGCGCCGCGAAUUACUUCCUGGACGUCUUCGCCCGCUUCCUACGGAGCAAGGGCCUCCCGGGGAUCUCUAUCGGACUGGGCAUGAUCUCAGAGGUUGGAUACCUGCAUGAAAACCCGGAGAUUGAAGCCCUUCUCCUGCGCAAGGGCAUCCAAGCGAUUAACGAGGAUGAGCUGCUGCAGAUCAUAGACAUCUCGCUGGCGUCUUCGUGGAGCAGCAAGAAGCCGUACGACUAUGAUCGCAUGGCCUCAUGCCAUGUCCUGACCGGCCUCGAACCCCUAGGACUAAAGCGCCUACAGAAAGCCGGCUUCAGCGGCAGCAAUCCAACCCUAAAUGACCCACGAGCAGCAGUUCUCGCCUCAGUCCUAGACAGCGAUGCCGAUCAAGCUCUCAAGGGAAAUGGGGGCUCCGAUAUGCCGUCGGACAUUGAAGCCGUCACUGCUAUGAUUGUGCAGCGGUUCUCUAAUCUUGUUCUGCAGCAGGUCGACAAGAUCGAUCCGGCCAGAGCGCUGUCGAAGUUUGGAAUGGAUAGUAUGCUGGCGGCGGAGUUUCGGACCUGGUUCUAUCAGGCCUUCAAGGUGGAUGUUCCUUUCUUGACGCUGUUGGCCGAGUCGACUACGCUUACGGCGCUGGGGGAGUUGGUUAUGGACCAGAUGGGUAGGUAG
Molecule: messenger RNA, 7131 nt
Organism: Aspergillus puulaauensis
Lineage: Eukaryota; Fungi; Ascomycota; Eurotiomycetes; Eurotiales; Aspergillaceae
Product: type I polyketide synthase
Exons: 8
Coding region: 1-7131 (2376 amino acids)
Biological process (GO): secondary metabolite biosynthetic process; fatty acid biosynthetic process
Molecular function (GO): oxidoreductase activity; phosphopantetheine binding; 3-oxoacyl-[acyl-carrier-protein] synthase activity
Source: RefSeq, a predicted model, not a curated record